Candida albicans SC5314 is the source of this 987-nucleotide messenger RNA. Its product is annotated as 25S rRNA (adenine2142-N1)-methyltransferase. Gene Ontology annotation, cellular component: nucleolus. Gene Ontology annotation, molecular function: rRNA (adenine) methyltransferase activity. The transcript has a single exon. The coding region runs from base 1 to 987 and encodes 328 amino acids. The record is from RefSeq and is a predicted model, not a curated record. NCBI's taxonomy places the organism in Eukaryota, Fungi, Ascomycota, Pichiomycetes, Serinales, Debaryomycetaceae.
AUGGCUAAAAAGAAAUCACGAUCAGGUUUACUUAAAGCACCUAAGACAAUUACAGGAAAACAUGGUGUUCCUAAAAGUCUAAAGCCACAAAGGGCGAGAGAAAUUAUACGUAGAUUUCAUGUGCUACAAAAGAGUAAAGACUCUGUUCUAGCCAAACUUCAGAAGAUUAUUCCACAAAUUUCCAAAAAUGACUACCAUCAGAUUGAAGAAAUGUCUAUUUACCAAGAUUCCUUUAAAGGGUUUGUUUUGCCUUUGAAAUAUUCGGAGAAUCCAAUCUACAAAAUAGACCAUACCCUUAAUAAGAAUGAUCUCAUCACAACAUUGGCAUGCAUAGAUGCUGAAAUUAAACAGCGGGGAGGCAUUGAAGCUUACCAAUCUGCAUCAACUCAAGGUCAAGCAAGUAAGAGAGGUGGAGACUCUUCUAAAAAGUUGGUAGAAUGGUUGAAACUGGACUUGUACAAACUGAAACUUCAAAAUGUAAAUGCCUUGGAAAUUGGCUGUCUUAGUCCUUAUAAUGCAAUAUCCACAAGUUCAAUAUUUGAUGAUGUUGUUCGCAUUGAUUUGAAUUCCCAAAACUCAUUGAUACUUGAACAAAAUUUUAUGGAUCGGCCACUUCCUCAGAAGGAAUCGGAAAAGUUUAAUCUAAUUUCCUGUUCUUUGGUUAUAAACUUUGUUCCUUCACCAAAAGAAAGAGGAGAGAUGUUGCUUCGAAUAACCAAAUUUUUGAAGAAGCCUAAACACGCAAUGAGUGCCUUGUUUUUGGUAUUGCCGUUACCUUGUGUUUCUAAUUCCCGAUAUUUUGAUAACGAGAAGCUAAUAGAAAUAAUGACUGCGUUGGGAUUUACUCAGACUUUUUCUUAUGAAGGAAAUAAGGUGGUAUAUUGGCUAUUCGAUUGGAAUGGGAAGGUGAAUUUAAAGAAGAAAAUUCCAAAGAAAGAGUUACACUCGGGAUCCAAUAGAAAUAACUUUUGCAUUACGCUAGCAUGA